Molecule: messenger RNA, 2851 nt
Organism: Poecilia reticulata (guppy)
Lineage: Eukaryota; Metazoa; Chordata; Actinopteri; Cyprinodontiformes; Poeciliidae
Source: RefSeq, a predicted model, not a curated record
GGAAUAAUAACACAGURACACCCAGUGACUAAAAGAGGGAAAACGAAGAGGAUGGCCGGAGCAAAAUCAGCCCUGGUUCUCUGCAUGGAUGUGGGCUUCUCCAUGUCCAACUCAGCCCCGGAUGAAGAGCCUCCAUUUGCACAGGCGAAAAAAGUCAUCCAGAAGUUUGUCCAGCGCCAGGUUUUUGCAGAGACCAAGGAUGAACUGGCUUUGGUUCUGUUUGGCACGGAUUCUACCAAAAACCCUUUGGACCAGGAUGGGCAAUACCAGAACAUCACGGUGCAUCGUCAUCUUAUGGUGCCGGACUUUGAGCUGCUGGAGGAGAUUGAACAUCAGAUCCACCCUGAGAAUCAGCAGGCUGACUGGCUGGAUGCUCUUGUAGUUUCCAUGGAUCUUCUCCAGAGAGAAACCCAGGGGAAAAAGUGUGAUCGCUCCAACAUUGUUCUCCUGACUGACCUGAGCACUGAAGCCAGUUCAGACAAGCUGGAUGUUAUUAUUGAGAACUUGAAUCGAGCUGGAAUCACCCUGCAGUUCUUUUUGCCUUUCCCAGUGGAGGAUGAAGAAGAGGGUGAAGGAGAUGGGGACGGAAAGGGUUCCGGUGACCCUGGUAGGGGCAAAGGUCUCUCCAGGGAACAGCAAAGUGGCCUGGAAAUGGUUAAAAACAUCAUGCUGAGUCUGGACGAGGAGGAGGGCCUGGAAGAAAUUUACACAUUCAGGAAUGCUGUGGAGCAGCUGUGUAUGUUUAAACGCAUUGAGAGGAGACCCAUGGCCUGGCCCUGUCAGCUCACCAUCGGUAGCUCUCUGCCCAUCCGUAUCGUUGGCUUCAAAGCAGUGACUGAGGAGAAACUGAAGAAAAUGUGGAUCACAGUCGAUGCUCAAACCAACCAGAGAGAUGAUGUGAAGAGAGAGACUGUUUACUGUCUGGACGACGACAAUGAGACAGAAGUGCAGAAGGAAGACAUUAUUCAGGGUUUUCGUUAUGGAAGUGACAUUGUACCUUUCUCCAAAGUGGAUCAGGAUCAGAUGAAAUACAAGCAUGAUGGGAAGUGCUUUGCYGUUCUGGGCUUCACUAAACGGAACUUGGUUCUUCGCCAUCAGUUCAUGGGAACACAGGUUGUCAAGAUAUUUCCUGCACGGGAUGAUGAGCAUGCAGGCGUGGCCAUGUCGGCUCUGAUCCGUGGUCUGGAUGAGCUCGACAUGGUUGCCAUCGUGCGUUACGCCUACGACCGGCGCAGCAAUCCUCAAGUGGGCGCUGCAUUCCCRUGUAUCAAGCCUGAAUAUGAGUGCCUGUUAUAUGUUCAACUGCCCUUCAUGGAAGAUCUUUAUGGAAGACRGUUUACGUUUCCUUCUCUUGAGAACAACAAGAAGAUCGCUCCAUCUGAGACGCAGCUGUCAGCCAUCGACUCUCUCAUCRAUUCGAUGAUGCUUGUAACAGAAGACGAAGAUUUGCUCAAACCUCACCAUCUUCCCAACCCUGCCUUCCAGAGACACUUCCAGUGUCUGCACCACAGGGCUGUACACCCCGACUCUCCUCUUCCCCCCAUGGAGCCGUGGCUGGAGGCUGCUCUCGAUCGCCCUGAGGUCAUCCAGGAACGCUGCCAAGCUCCACUGGAGGAGAUAAAGAAGUUGUUUCCACUCACCGAAGUAGAGAAGAAAAAGAAGCUGAAGACAAGCGCUCAGAUUUUUGGCAAAGAGUGAAUUCUGGAACAUAUUGAGUCUGGAAAGUCCAACACCUGACUUUAACAGAUGUGUCUUAAACGAAUUUCCACCUCCAACCAGGUGGGAAGCGUCGAUCCAGCCAGGGACUUCCGCACUCUGAUUAAACGGAAAACUCUUCCGUUCGGAGAAGUCUGUCAGCAGCUGACUCACAGGAUAGAGCAGCUGCUUAGCAACAAGAACACGCACUACUACAUGAAAAGCAUCACCUGYAUUCAGGCUUUCAGAGAGCAGUCUAUUAAGCAGGGGAAUGCUGAUCUGUUCAACAGUUACCUUCAGUCCCUGAAAAGGAGUAUUCCCAGCAGAGCCCUCGAGGUCUUCUGGGACCUGCUUGUUCAAGACGCUGUGACUUUGAUCAGCAAGGACGAGGUCGAAGGAAGCGCCGUGUCGAAAAGUGAAGCCUCUCAGUUUCUUUUGGCUGAGGAAAAGAAAGAACAAGCUGCUCCUGAACCGGUGGAAGACACUGGCGAUGUUGAUGACUUGGUGAGUGAGAAAAUGUGUCCUCCAACAACAAUCUAUGUUCYCUCUUUUUAUAUAGAUGAUUUAGGAAUUAGAUUAGUGUUAGAACUGUUUYCUCUGYGGUUUUCAUGUUGUUCUUUGAGGAGUUGAGCUUUUAGUGCCUCAUUAUAAACACAUCAGGCUCAUAUCUYUUCUCUUUGCUCUCUUCCUGUGCAGCUGGACAUGAUGUAAGAAAAGAAGCAGGAGGGGUGUUGGCAGAAAUCUAAGGAAUGUUUUGUUUGAACCCACCAAAAGCAAACUAGUUAAACCGUCCUUUGUCCUGUUCCUUCCACUGGAAGUCYCCRUCACUGGGUGYGUUUUAGUUAGCUGUACUUUAUUAAACAAUUGACMAAACAACUUACAGAAAACUGCUUAGACCAAAAACUUUGUGUCCACUUUUAAAUGUAAAAAUCACUAUCAUUGCAUGAGUCUUUUGUAAUUCAAUUUCCAAUGAGCUAGUGUACUAAAAACUAACAUUCAGACUACUGCAGGUUUAUUAUGUGAAAUCAGUGAUUUAGAAUAUGCUUAACAGUAGAGCUUGUGCUUUUUUGGGUGACAAAAUAUAUUAAAACAUGAUGAUUUGUGAUAAUUGCAAAUUGUAGAAUGCACAAGUAAUAAACGUAUUUUCUUAAAAUAA